AUGUUCCCGACUCUGAGCCGAAUGGUCUUGCAGUACGCUUCGUUUAUGGCCAACAAUAACAGCCGCGCCGCUUACUACCUGUUCCUCGCGUGCUUCGAGGGCAACCUGCCGUACUGGUUCCACCAAGUGUUGGGCUGGUAUUUUGCCGUCGUCGCGGCGGGGGUCGGCGGACAUUUUGGUUCAGCUCACCCAGCCCAGAGCGGCCCGCAACGUGAACACAGCGUCCGCGCCGCUGGCCGCGGCGUGAAGGGCGGGGUGCUGUGGGCGGGCUGCUCGGAUCCGCGAGCCCGCCGCCGCCGUCCUCUUCUGGAGGCGGCCUGUUCACCUCCGCCCGCGGCGCCUUGGGCGCCGCCACCCUCUUCGGCGCCGCCUCGGCCCCGCCGGACGCCGCCCCGAGCGCCGCGGGCGCGCCUGGCACCUUCGCACGAGUGA
Molecule: messenger RNA, 432 nt
Organism: Prorocentrum cordatum
Lineage: Eukaryota; Dinophyceae; Prorocentrales; Prorocentraceae
Source: the annotation of a GenBank genome assembly